Aspergillus terreus NIH2624 is the source of this 2817-nucleotide messenger RNA. RefSeq names its product protein kinase family protein. NCBI's taxonomy places the organism in Eukaryota, Fungi, Ascomycota, Eurotiomycetes, Eurotiales, Aspergillaceae. Gene Ontology annotation, molecular function: protein binding; protein serine/threonine kinase activity; ATP binding. Gene Ontology annotation, biological process: peptidyl-serine phosphorylation; peptidyl-threonine phosphorylation. The record is from RefSeq and is a predicted model, not a curated record. The transcript is spliced from 4 exons. Bases 1 to 2817 code for a protein of 938 amino acids.
AUGAGCGAGGACCCGAUUCACUCGCUUUGUGAGCGAUUUUACGUCCGUCUGCGGGAUUGUCGGUCUACGAAUGUCCAGAAUUAUGCCUUCUUUCCCAACGGAACUGCCAAGAAUGUCUUCCACACGAACCAGGCAGAGCUGCGCGAACUUCUCGGUUAUACAUGUCAACGCUUCGGCAUCUCCACCUCAACCCCCGUCACCAGCGAGGCGGAUCUGGCACGAAGAGUGCUUGCGGAUUUCAACAACAUUCUGGCGGCCAUUAUAUGGGCUAGACUCCCGUCAGCGGAGGAGUUUUUGAGAGAUUUCCUUCACCUCUUUCCAGAGAUAAUCGGGAGCAUCGCGCGACCCCUGAUCACCGAUGAUGACCUUCCCAUCUCCCUGCCCCUCGCCCGCCGAGUAUUCCCGACCAACGCCCAGGACUUUUACGACGAGCAGUUUCGCUUUUGCGCCGUGACACUGAUGAAGAGAGAGGAGGUGAUUUAUAAGGGGGAAAGAUGCUUGUGUCCACUGCCCUAUCUCGAGGAAAGUGAGAUCGCCGAGGGCUCCUUUGGACGAGUUUUUCGUGUUCGCAUUGAAGGACAACACGUUGUAUCGCGAGGCAGCCAGAGCAUUAACCAGAAGCCGAGAUACUGCGCGAGGAAGGACUUUCCUGUUAAUCAUGAACGUGCGUUUCAGUGGGAACAGGAAAUACUAAAGCGCAUCCACCGACAGCCCCGAAGCAACGAGAAUGUGAUGGUGGCCAUUGCUAGUCUGCAAUACGGCGACACCUACAGCCUGUUCUUCGAGUUGGCAUCCUGCAACCUCUGGGAUUAUCUGUAUGGAAAAUAUGACAGUACCAGGCCGGUUCCCUCCGGCGUGGAGACGCGAAGCGACAUCUACCGCCGUGGAGUCGCCCUGGCCGGAGCGCUGGCUUUCCUACACCAUGAGUUUCGCGACCAGAAACUAGACAAUUUGUCAUGUUAUCACCUGGAUCUGAAGCCACACAACGUUCUCGUCUUUAAUGCGUAUACGCCGGCGGAGAUCUGGAAGAUUACCGACUUUGGUGUGUCCCGCGUCAAGGGUCGUAGCGAUGACGGCGAGGAGGUGCAGAUGCUGACGCCGUUUCUACGCAAAACUCGGCGGGUCAAGGCUCCGCGAGAGGAGCUGACGCGCAAUCCUCGAGGCGAAGGAACAUAUCUCGCGCCCGAAUGCGCCCAGCGGAACGGAAAAGUGGGCUCUGCUUCCGACGUGUGGUCGUGGGGCUGUAUCUUCAGCCUUGUGAUGACCUAUCUCGAAGGAGGGCAUGCAGCUGUGCAGGAGUUUCGCAUUGAACGUCAGAAACAAGAGCACCGGGAUGCUUUUUAUGUCAUGAAGAGCAACAACACGGCCCAGAUCUCUCCUACCAUCAUAAGUUGGUUCAACCAUCUCCGUUACCAAGCGCGCGUCAACCGCAACGGCCGUGAAUUCGAGCUAGUGCGACAGACUCUUGAUUUCUUGGAAAGACGAGUUUUACUCCCCAAUCAUACCCAACGGGCUACGGCCAAGGAGGUUGAGACUUGUCUGUCCCGGUUCAGCCACUUUUACUAUGAGCAGCCAUCGGAAGAGCCGCGGGCGAAAGGCGUCAGGGCAUCGAUUGCCCGAUGGAAGAACCGUAUCCCAUUGUCUUCUUCCGCAAUUCCCUCCGUCAGGUCUCAGGACCUUCCUGUUGAUAUGGCGUCAGGCAUUAGGGCGAGCCUCUUUUCUCCCGAUGGGGAACUACUGGUAUUUUACUCUCCACAGUCCAUCAAGGCUAUCCCGACAAAUCAGAUAAUGCAAUCGAUCACUCGGCAAACAGCCGUACCUGAUUUAGUGACAAUCUCCGAGCCAAAAGGCUCAUGGGAGUGCGUGGCCGUGAGCUCGAGAUAUAUUUGCGGUGGCUUAGCAGGGGACUGCUUCGACUGCUAUGUGUAUCCUGUCCAGUCAAUUAUGGCGUUAUACGCCCCUGGGACAAGUUCACCUAUAGAGGGAAAGCGCAUCUAUCAACAACAUCUUGGUCCGAUCAAGAAGGUCGUGAUGUCCGAGGACGGAACGCUAACGGCCUUUCUGAUCAAGCGGAAAGACUCAGAUACAAUGGUCUAUCUGGCAUACACACCAGAUCUCAUCGACGAACCGAGUGAUAAGGGCUUGUCACCUCCUUCCAGCAGAUCAAAUUCAGCAAUAUCCCACGGCGACUCCGAGCAUGCCCUUCCCGGAGGCAACAUGAUCGCCCAAGACUAUAAAGUCGGGCCGAUGAAAGACAUCCGUUAUGUCGGAUUUUCCAGUGACAGCCAAUAUCUUGUAGUUGUUUCGAUGCCAGACGAAUCCCAUUUACUUGUCCGGGCCUGGGACACACAACGGGGGAGUUUAUGCGGAAACCUCAGGGUUCGCUUGCAGGCAUCUGCAGCAUCGUCUGAGAAGCUCUUCACGGCAUGCGCUUUGUUUCACGGACAGCCUCGUUUGGUGAUCCUCUGCCACCGGAGGUACCUUCUUUAUGUGACUUCCUGGACUUGGAACGGGGUUCUUCAUACCCUUCCUGGGGACUUUUCCAACAUGUUUCAUGUCUUUGUUCGCGAGGACAAUGAGCAUCUAAUAUUCCUCGGAGACAGCGGUGAUGACCGCCUCCUUCGGGUUUACCAGAUGCGCAUUGCAGCUGGACCUCCAGCGCCACAUAAGAUAGCCAUGACCACGUUCGGGUCUUACAAACCCCACCUUGACACUGCCAGCUUGACCAAGAAUGAUAAAGGCGAAAGGGAAAUGCUUAUUGGUACAGCAAGAGGCGCCUUCCUUGCCAUAAAUCUGCCCCAGGAUACUUCUGGCUGA